AGUAUGGGGGACAAUCAGACAAUGGUGACAGAAUUCAUUCUGCUGGGAUUCUUUCUUGGCCCAAAGAUGAAGGCGUUUCUCUUUGGGCUUUUCUCCCUCCUCUAUACUCUUACCCUUUUGGGGAAUGCAGUGAUUCUGGGCCUCAUCUGUCUGGACUCUCGACUACAUAGUCCCAUGUAUUUCUUCAUCUCACAUUUGGCCAUCGUAGAUAUCUCUUAUGCCUCAAAUACGGUCCCGCCAUUGUUGGGAAAUCACCUGGAUCCCGUCAAGCCAAUCUCUUUUGCAGGAUGUUUGACACAGACCUUUUUCUUUCUAACUUUUGCUCUCACAGAAUGUCUUCUCCUCUUGGUAAUGAGUUAUGAUCGGUAUGUUGCAAUCUGCCACCCUCUCAGAUACUCUGUCAUAAUGAAUUGGAAAAUAUGUACUGCACUGGCUAUCACACCCUGGGCAAGUGCUGCUUUCUUGGCUCUAGUCAAUGUGAUUCUUAUCCUGAGAGUGCCCUUCUGUGGAAACCUGGAAGUAAACCACUUUUUCUGUGAACUGCUGUCUAUACUCAGAUUGACUUGUGCCAACAUCUGGGUCAACCAGAUCAUGGUUUUAAUCACCAGUUUUUUAUUUUUACUGGGUCCCUUCUGUUUGGUUCUGGUCUCCUACAUGCGUAUCAUCUGGGCUAUCCUGAAGAUACAGUCUGGAGAAGGUCGAAAAAAAGCAUUUUCCACUUGCUCCUCCCACCUCUGUGUUGUUGGGCUAUACUUUGGUAGUGGAAUUGUCAUGUACAUGAUUCCCAGUUCUAGUAAUCCUGAGCAGCAGAAGAAAAUCCUUUCCCUAUUUUAUAGCUUCUUCAAUCCUACCCUCAACCCUCUGAUUUACAGCCUGAGAAAUGCAGAAGUGAAAGGAGCCCUGAGGAGAGUGUUGGGUAAAGAGAGACCCAAGUGA
Messenger RNA from Gracilinanus agilis (Agile Gracile Mouse Opossum), 936 nucleotides. RefSeq names its product olfactory receptor 2A1/2A42-like. The record is from RefSeq and is a predicted model, not a curated record. Bases 4 to 936 code for a protein of 310 amino acids. Gene Ontology annotation, molecular function: G protein-coupled receptor activity; olfactory receptor activity. Lineage: Eukaryota; Metazoa; Chordata; Mammalia; Didelphimorphia; Didelphidae. The transcript has a single exon. Gene Ontology annotation, cellular component: membrane. Gene Ontology annotation, biological process: G protein-coupled receptor signaling pathway.